GGAGGAGGAAGCCGGGUGGCGUGCAAGGGCCCUGAGGUGGCAGUGCACCUCGCUAGCGGGAAGAGGGACCCGCCGGCCCGGAGGGAGAGCUCUCAGGGCCAGAGCCAGCAGGAGGAUGCGUUCCCAGCCCCGCCAUGGAGCUGCGUUGUGGGGGGCUGCUGUUCAGCUCCCGCUUUGACUCGGGGAACCUGGCACACGUGGAAAAGGUGGAGUCUUCGUCUAGUGAUGGGGAAGGGCCAGGAGGGAUGGCAGCUCCUGCUGGCAGUGUGAGUUCCCCCGACUACGAGUUCAACGUGUGGACCCGGCCAGACUGUGCUGAAACCGAGUAUGAGAAUGGGAACAGGUCCUGGUUCUACUUCAGUGUCCGGGGAGGCACCCCAGGGAAACUUAUCAAGAUCAACAUCAUGAACAUGAACAAGCAGAGCAAGCUCUAUUCCCAGGGCAUGGCCCCCUUCGUGCGCACAGUGCCUACCCGGCCGCGCUGGGAACGCAUCCGAGACCGGCCCACCUAUGAGAUGACAGAGACGCAGUUUGUGUUAUCCUUUGUUCACCGUUUCCUAGAAGGCCGAGGGGCCACCACCUUCUUCGCCUUCUGCUACCCCUUCUCCUACAGUGACUGCCAGGAUCUGCUAAGCCAACUAGACCAGCGCUUCCUGGAGAACCACCCUCCCCAGAGCAGCCCCCUGGACACCAUCUAUUACCACCGGGAGACCCUUUGCUACUCUCUGGACGGGCUGCGCGUAGAUCUGCUCACUGUCAGCUCCUACCAUGGGCUUCUCGAGGACCGGGAACCACGGCUGGAGCUGCUCUUUCCUGACACCAGCACCCCCAGACCUUUCUGUUUUACGGGCAAGAGGAUCUUUUUCUUAAGCAGUAGGGUUCACCCUGGGGAGACCCCAUCUAGCUUUGUCUUCAAUGGCUUUCUGGACUUCAUCCUUCGGCCUGAUGACCCCCGGGCCCAAACCCUGCGACGCCUGUUUGUCUUUAAGCUGAUUCCUAUGUUGAAUCCUGACGGUGUGGUCCGUGGCCACUACCGUACAGACUCACGGGGCGUGAACCUGAACCGCCAGUACCUGAAGCCUGAUGCACUCCUGCACCCUGCCAUCUAUGGGGCCAAAGCCGUCCUCCUCUACCACCACGUGCACUCGCGCCUCCGCGCACAGGCCACCUCCGAGCACCAGCAGAGCCCCCUCCCACCUAGUGCACCCCUUGCAGACCUGGACCAAACCGACAGCACUGUCACCGGUGCAGCUCACCUUGAGCACAUCCCCCAAGGGGACAACUCCAGGGACUGGCCCCAGUCAGAGACCAGCAGCACAUGGGUCAUGUCCCAGCAGUCAGCUGAGCCACCAGCCCCUGACAUCAUACCCCCCCGAGAAAGCGGGGUCGCUUAUUACGUGGACUUGCACGGACAUGCAUCCAAAAGGGGUUGCUUCAUGUAUGGAAACAGCUUCAGUGAUGAAAGCACCCAGGUGGAAAAUAUGCUGUACCCAAAGCUCAUCUCCUUGAACUCAGCCCACUUUGACUUCCAGGGCUGCAAUUUUUCAGAGAAGAACAUGUAUGCUCGAGACCGCAGAGACGGCCAGUCCAAGGAGGGCAGCGGCCGGGUUGCCAUCCACAAAGCCUCAGGGAUAAUCCACAGCUAUACACUUGAAUGCAACUACAACACUGGCCGGUCCGUGAACAGCAUCCCUGCAGCCUGCCAUGACAAUGGGCGUGCCAGCCCCCCACCUCCACCCGCCUUCCCCUCCAGAUACACUGUGGAACUCUUUGAGCAGGUGGGUCGUGCAAUGGCCAUCGCAGCUCUGGACAUGGCCGAGUGCAACCCGUGGCCCCGCAUUGUGCUGUCCGAGCACAGCAGCCUCACCAACCUGCGGGCCUGGAUGCUGAGACAUGUUCGCAGCAGCCGGGGCCUGAGCACCCUGAGCCUGGGACUCACCAAGAAAAGAGGCACCCGGACGCCACCCAAGAGCACCAGGUGGAACUGCAAGGAGCAGCCCCCCGGCCCCUGCUGCCUGGCCCAGGCUGAGCGGCGCCUGCUUCCUUGCAGCGGGUUACCACCUCCCAGCUCCGAGAACACUCUGAGCCGCACACGCAGCUUCAGCACCGGCACCAGCACAGGCGGAAGCAGCAGUAGCCAGCAGAACUCUCCCCAGAUGAAGAACUCCCCCAGCUUUCCUUUCCAUGGCGUUCGACCCCCAGGGCUGCCAGGCCUGGGCUCCAGCACCCAGAAGGUCAGCCGCCGGGAGCUGGGCCCGGUCCGAGACCCCCGCAGCCAGGAAAGGAGGCGGCGACAACAGCCACUGACUUCACGCCCCACAUCCGGCAGCCUGGCUGCACCCCAAACGCUGGCUACUUCUAGCCCAGCCAUCUCACGCAACGUGGGCUCCUGCUUGCUGCCCAGCUCAUUCAGUACUCCAGGGGGCAGCUGCUCGUUCCUAUCUUCAGGGGACAAGUCAGAAGCUGUGAUGGUGAUCGGGAAAAGCCUGCUAGGGCCGGGGCCUCGGAUCCCCUGCAUCAGGACACGACUACAGGCUAGGCCCAGGCUGGGCCGGGGCUCACCGCCGACUUGCAGAGGGAUGAGAGGCUCUUCAGGUCCCACGUCCCCUACCUCCCAGAUCGGGGAGCGCAGUGAGCUGGAGCUGGGACCCUGCUGUGCACCAGGGCUGCCUCAGGCCAGGCCCCCGCGGUCCCGCUCUGCCCCUGCCUUUUCUCCUCUUUCUAGUCUGUCUGAUUUCCCAACCCGGACUUGUUACAGUGCGGGGCCCCUGAGCCAAGCUGAGGUUAGUUUUGCCCCCAAGUUUCCCCCGCUGACUCUUUCUCCCUGGAUCUGAUGCCUUGACCUUCACCCCAGGCUCAGGCCCCGAGAAAGGGGACUGAGUGAGCCCAGUGCUAGUGUCCUCCCUAAGCUGCGGAUGCCACCGCGUGACAGCCACGCCGCCGCCGGGGAAUGCAGCAGCAGCAUUCUGAGGCAUCGCAGAGCCUGACGCAGGAUUAAAGCAGGGACCUGUCGCCCACCUUUCCCUCCCUCCCUCCAGAG
Messenger RNA from Suncus etruscus (white-toothed pygmy shrew), 3040 nucleotides. RefSeq names its product AGBL carboxypeptidase 5 (gene AGBL5). The transcript is spliced from 15 exons. Gene Ontology annotation, molecular function: zinc ion binding; metallocarboxypeptidase activity. Bases 135 to 2834 code for a protein of 899 amino acids. Gene Ontology annotation, biological process: proteolysis; protein deglutamylation. The record is from RefSeq and is a predicted model, not a curated record. Lineage: Eukaryota; Metazoa; Chordata; Mammalia; Eulipotyphla; Soricidae.